CCAAAAGAUAUAUCGACAAAUCUUCUGAUUUAGGAGCUGUGUUGAGGGUUUGCCAACAUACUUCUUUUCUUUUACUUUUAAGAAAGCGCUGUUUGUUACUUUGCUUCCAUUCACUUUGUGACUCUGUUUGUGAAAUCGCGACUCGCGACUUCUCCCACCUUCACUCGACCACCAACUCGUCAACCAGCGUCAUCAAAGACCAUCCACUCCAGCUCGCUUUCCAUCAAAAAAUGGCUGCCAUUGGCACUGAUGAUGCCGCGACCGUCUUAGAUCAAUUCUGUCACGACGUCGCAAACUUGCCGGCAGAAAUAGCUCAUUUACUGGAAGAAAUCCAAGCAAAAGAUCAACACAUCCAAGAUUUGCGCGAUGUCAUCAAUUCUCGCGACAAGUCAAUACAAAAUUUCGUCAGAGCUCAGGGCGGCCAUGUCAAGAAUCCCAAGGAAGAUGGCCUCAGUAAAGUCAUCAUGGCGAAUUUUGAUCGCAUCGAGAUUCUGCAGGCUGAGAAACUGGGUCUAAGUGAGAAGGCCUUGAGAUUGCUUGACCGAAAUGUGAGAAGGUUUGACGUCAAGUUGCGCGAUCUUGUAAACAGCGAACAAAUGCCUCCGGACCCGACAUUGCCGUCCUUGUUACAGCCUGAAGCAGGUAGCGUUGCCACGAGCAAUGCCCCAACAGGUGCUAUGGCUAUCAAUUCGGCCCAAUCUGGUGGUGCGCCUAACAUUGCGAAUGCCGCCAUGGCUCGCAUGGCAGCUGUUAACGCACGAACAUCAUCGCCUCUGAACGCACAGAAUGCCCUACUCAGCCAACCGCAUCUCAACAGUCCAUCAGCGAGGUCACAGCGAGAAAGCAGCGCCGAUGCAAACAAAAGACGUCGUCUCAAUAGUUCUAUGACUGGUAAUAUCCCUACUACAGCUUCUUCACUCAGGCAAUCGUCACUUGGCCCAUCCACUGGAACUCCCAAGGCCGGUACACCCAUCCCCAGUUCAAGUCGUGCUGGAUCUGCCCAACCUAACAAGAAGGCACCACAUAACAAGAAGAUUGCGCCACAUCAAGCAUCGGCUCCUGGUUCGAAUAGAAAACGCAUCAGGUCCGGUAAUGCAGCCUUGAAGAAGGGAGAUCGCAAGCGUCAUCUCACAUCACCAACACCCUCCUCAUCACGAGGCAGUGUCAGUCCGACACCAUCAACGCUGCCAAUAGGAAUUGACGGCACUGUGGAAUCUCGGUCAAGACUGCGCGGUACACGUGCGGCUUCUGCUGUCUCCGACGAAGAGGGUGAAGACGCUGAACCUGAUGCUGAGGGAGAAGAAGACGACACUCAAGUCUAUUGUGUCUGUCAGCGCGUGUCAUUCGGUGACAUGGUUGCCUGCGACAACGACGACUGUCCUCAUCAAUGGUUCCACUGGGGUUGUGUCGACCUCAAAGCGGAACCAAAGGGCGAAUGGCUAUGUCCGCAUUGUCGUGAGCUUCCUCGCAGCAAGAUUGUGAAGACUUCAGAUAAAUGAUUGAUAGUGGCAAAGGGAGGCCAAUAGCGUAAUACGUCCUACAGUAACGAUCAGAUGUUCUUCUCGAGCCCGCGUUUCCUUCUGCGGUCUUGUUAUGUGAUAUCAGAUCUACCAAGCAUAACGUACAUCCAGCUUAUUAAAUUCUCUCAUGGAUUAAAUGCUGUCAUACCGAGC
This is a messenger RNA of Aureobasidium pullulans EXF-150, 1673 nucleotides long. RefSeq lists its product as uncharacterized. The record is from RefSeq and is a predicted model, not a curated record. The coding region runs from base 231 to 1499 and encodes 422 amino acids. The transcript is spliced from 3 exons. Gene Ontology annotation, biological process: regulation of DNA-templated transcription. Lineage: Eukaryota; Fungi; Ascomycota; Dothideomycetes; Dothideales; Saccotheciaceae. Gene Ontology annotation, cellular component: Rpd3L-Expanded complex; Rpd3L complex; nucleus.